Phytophthora sojae is the source of this 1314-nucleotide messenger RNA. RefSeq lists its product as hypothetical. The record is from RefSeq and is a predicted model, not a curated record. NCBI's taxonomy places the organism in Eukaryota, Oomycota, Peronosporomycetes, Peronosporales, Peronosporaceae. Bases 1 to 1314 code for a protein of 437 amino acids. Gene Ontology annotation, molecular function: pectate lyase activity. The transcript has 2 exons.
AUGGGCCGCCUCCAACUCGCUAUCGCCGCCGCAUUGGCCCUCGUCGCCAAGAGCGCCAACGCCUUCACCAUUGGCACGGCUCCCGGUCUGGCUGCUGGUGCUACUGGCGGAGCGGCCGGCAAGACGGUGUACCCGACCACGACAACCGAGUUGAUCUCGUACUUGAACUCGUCGGAGCCGCUCGUGGUCGUGCUGAACAAGACCUUCGACUUCCGUGGCACGGAGGGCACCACCACCGAGCCUGGCUGCCGUCCAGACUACACUCGGGCAUGCAUGGCCAAGAACAACGGCUUCAAGAGCCAGGAUGUGAUCCUCCAGCAGGGAGGCAUGAACAACACGGGCGGCUGCACCGGCGGUACCAGCGUCACGGUGACGUACGACAACGCACCGCUCAAGCGCAUGAACGUCAAGGGCAACAAGACCAUCCGCGGUAUCGGCAAGAGCGGAGUGAUCAUCGGCAAGGGCCUCACGCUAGCCGGCGACAACAUCAUCGUGCAGAACAUCCACAUCACGGAGCUCAACCGACACCUCGUCUGGGGUGGCGACGCCAUCUACCUCCAGGGUCUGGACCACGGCAAAACCGCCAUGAAGAACAUUUGGCUCGACCACAUCAAGGUCUCGCACGUCGGCCGACAGUUCCUCACGACCAACAUGGCGAGCACCGACUCCCUGACCAUCAGUAACUCGGACUUCGACGGCAACACCGACUACUCGGCGUCGUGCGACGGACACCACUACUGGUCCUUCAUCUUCUACGGCACGACGCAGUUCAGCAUGCUCAACAACUACGUGCACGGCACCUCGGGCCGCUCGCCUAAGAUCGGCGGCGAGCCUGACAUUCGUGUCGUCGCGCACGUCGCCAACAACUUCUGGGGCAACAACUCGGGCCACUCGUUCGAGAUCGGUGCCAACGCCUGGGUGCUCGCGGAGGACAACUACUUCAGCAACACGCGGAUGCCCCUCUUCAACAAGACGAACGACGGCGCGCUGUACGCCGCGGGCAGCGCGGACGAGUGCAGCAAGUUCCUGGGCCGCGCGUGCAAGGCCAACGUCCUGGUGAACAGCGGCAUCUUCCCGUCGCGCAACGGCGAAACCGCUCUGGAGACCAUCAAGUCGGUCCCUACGUUUGCCAACGGAUUGGACCAGCAGCAGCAACAGCAGCAGCAGCAGCAGCAGGAGCAAGUGGAGCAGUCCACUGCUGGCACGGUGAAGCCGUCGUCGGUCCAGGCGGGUCAGACGUCGAUCCAAGCCAGCGAGGUGGAGAGUGUGUGGGCCGAGACGACCAGCUACUUCGGUGUUGGUAAGCUGGACUAA